Molecule: messenger RNA, 4222 nt
Organism: Tyto alba (common barn owl)
Lineage: Eukaryota; Metazoa; Chordata; Aves; Strigiformes; Tytonidae
Gene: LNX2
Product: ligand of numb-protein X 2
Exons: 10
Coding region: 541-2604 (687 amino acids)
Molecular function (GO): protein binding; ubiquitin-protein transferase activity
Source: RefSeq, a predicted model, not a curated record
AAAGAUUUCUGCUUUAGCUACAACACUGACAUUGAGGAUAAAGAUGGUUUGUUCUAAAGUGUUGAUAUAGGUGAGGCCGUGUAUACCUGAAAACCUGCUAAGCAGGUUAAGUUGAAAUGCAGGAGAGAAAAGGCUUCACUACAAUGCACCCACACGUUUGGAGCAAUUGGUAUCCUGUAUAUGCUAUUUUUCAGAUGAUGGAUCACAUGCUGAGUCCUGCUUAGCCAUGCCUACAGUUUGACCGUGCAACUGAAUCUGUAGUGGUGACUCCAUGGGGGCCUUUGUGGACAUGAGAGUCCUUCUGCCUACUUCUGCCCCCGAGGAAGUUGCAGAAUUCACCACAGCUCUGGUGAUGUGGUUAUAGCAAAACAUCCCUCAGGGGAUUUCUUUGCUAGGGCUCAACUGCUGCAGUUACAAAUCUGAAAAUGAUGCUUGACUGAAGACUGAAAGUCACCCUGGAAGAAGUUGCUUCCCUCUGAGCUUUUCGUGAGCAACCCCAUCCCAUGAGGAGGAGAAUCUGUCAGCCUUCUUAGCUGGACAAUGGGGACUACAGGUGACGACAUGUCUUCGGUGGAGCAGAACGCCUCCUUGAACCCUCUGUGCUUCGAGUGUGGCCAGCAACACUGGACAAGGGAGAACCACCUCUACAACUACCAGAACGAAGUGGACGAUGACUUGGUCUGCCACAUUUGCCUUCAGCCCUUGUUGCAGCCAUUGGACACUCCCUGUGGACACACUUUCUGCUACAAGUGCCUAAGGAACUUUCUACAGGAGAAGGAUUUCUGCCCACUGGAUCGAAAAAGACUCCAUUUUAAACUCUGCAAAAAAUCCAGCAUCCUCGUUCAUAAACUGUUAGACAAGCUCUUUGUUUUGUGCCCCUUCUCUUCUGUGUGUCAGGAAGUCAUGCAGCGAUGUGACCUGGCGGCACAUCUCAAAAACAGAUGUCCUGGGGCUUCUCAUCGAAGGGUUGCUCUGGAGAGAAGGAAAUCGAGCAAGCUGCAAGCAGAAGCAGAGGGCGAGAGCAGUCCCGGUGGGAUGGAACAGCCCAGCAGUUUGUCUUCGGAUGCAGAUCAGGGAAUAGUGCCAGCUGAGCAGAGCUUCGCCUCUCCCGCCCUUCCCACGUGGACAGACGAGCCUGGCAUCGACAAUCCACCUCUUGAGGAGAACACAGUAGCAGACACAAAUCAACAGCCACCUACCUUGCCUGAAGGAGAGAUCACUACUAUUGAAAUUCAUCGGUCCAAUCCUUAUAUUGAAUUAGGAAUUAGCAUAGUGGGUGGCAAUGAAACGCCUUUGAUCAACAUUGUCAUUCAAGAGGUCUACCGAGAUGGGAUCAUUGCCAGAGAUGGAAGACUUCUUGCUGGAGACCAAAUACUGCAAGUCAAUAGCUUUGACAUAAGCAACGUGUCUCACAACCACGCUCGAGCUGUGCUUUCCCAGCCUUGCUCAGUGCUGCACCUCACGGUGCUGAGGGAGCGGCGGUUCGGCAGCCGCACGCACAACCACGGGGACACCACCAGCUCCUCGCGGGAAGACAGCUUCCAAGUGACACUGCAUAAACGCGACUCCAGCGAGCAGCUUGGCAUUAAACUUGUGCGCAGAACAGACGAGCCAGGGGUUUUUAUUCUCGACCUUUUGGAAGGGGGCUUGGCUGCUCAGGACGGCAGGCUCUGCAGCAACGACCGUGUACUUGCAAUUAAUGGACAUGACUUGAAGCACGGGACACCUGAGCUCGCUGCUCAGGUUAUACAGGCUAGUGGGGAGAGAGUGAAUUUGAUCAUCUCUAGACCCUUGAAGUCACAGACAGUCAGUAUUAUCCGAGACACCGGGACUCACAACAGCACCCCACACCAACACCAGUCCCAGCAGCUGUUUCACAGCAGGCCCAACUCGCAUAAGGAUCUCUCCCAGUGCGUUACGUGCCAAGAAAAGCACAUUACUGUGAAAAAAGAGCCGCAUGAAUCUCUGGGAAUGACAGUGGCAGGAGGCAGAGGCAGCAAAAGUGGCGAACUGCCCAUCUUUGUGACAAGUGUACAGCCUCACGGGUGUUUGGCAAGAGAUGGCAGGAUUAAACGAGGUGAUGUGCUGCUGAACAUCAACGGCAUUGAUUUGACUAACCUAAGUCACAGCGAGGCAGUGGCCAUGCUGAAAGCUAGUGCUGCCUCCUCGGUAGUUGCCCUGAAAGCCCUGGAAGUCCAGAUUGUAGAAGAACAGCCCCAGGCUAAUGAAGAGCAGCUGAGUACCAUCAGUGAAAAUGAAUACGAUGCCAGCUGGUCACCAUCAUGGGUCAUGUGGCUGGGACUUCCAAGCUGCCUGCAUAGCUGCCAUGACGUAGUACUGCGGCGGAGCAAUUUGGGGAGCUGGGGUUUCAGCAUCGUGGGUGGCUAUGAGGAGAACCACACAAACCAGCCUUUCUUCAUUAAAACGAUUGUUCUUGGAACUCCCGCGUACUUCGAUGGAAGAUUAAAGUGUGGUGAUAUGAUUGUUGCUGUAAAUGGACUAUCCACGGUUGGAAUGAGCCAUUCCGCACUCGUUCCCAUGCUGAAGGAGCAGAGGAACAAAGUAACUUUAACCGUGAUUUGCUGGCCUGGGAGCCUCAUAUAGCUUUGUGAAUCACUUCGGUUCAAGCAGCAUCUUUUUCUAGAUAGCUGGCACAAGAACCUCCUCUAUCUUUUUUUCCCUAUUGAUACAGCUGGUUAUAAGCAGGGCCAAAACUGCUGUAUUUUCUUUUUUUUUUUUUUUUUAAUGGGCCUCUCAGACUCACUCUAUAUAUCCUUCCAUUCUGAAAUAGCCAUUUCUGUUUGCUGUAUCCCUUGCUCACGCAGAUGCAAAUAUACACGAGCUCCCAGAGAAACUCCCACUCAGAUACGGCUGUCGCUGAGCUUUCCCCAUUAGGCUUGUAGAGUCAGCAGAAGAACUUCGUGGUUCUUCAGGUUUCUCUGCACAGUUCUCAAGUUAUAUGUGAAAUAUAAAUGUAAUAGCCAUGUGCCCGUUCUUCCCCGCGAAGAGAAAGCGUGUCAGUACUGCAGCGACACACCUUUCUGCUGCUAUGAAUCAAAAUCCGUUUCCAAAGGUACGUCUUUUCAUUUCGUGAGCCUUUCCAUUUUUGGUUCAGUAUUGCAGACUGAUUCAAGUAAUCCGUCUUGCUCGUCAGAAAUUACUUGGUCCCCCAGAUUUUUCUUGCAGGGCAUCAGUGUUCAUAGAAAAGUAGGACAAAAGCCUGGAAUUACUGGGAUUUUUAUAAAGUGCAAUAAUUGGACUCUUUGUUAGGAAACUUUAAUAUAUUACAGAGUUUGUAUCCUAUAAUGACAAGAAAUGUGGAAGUAGUUUCUGUUGCAACGCUGGCAAGAAUACGCGUGCCCGGGGUCGCCUUUGAGGGAAUGGCUUGCAGUGUUAGACUUUACUUUACAAAUGAAUGUUUUGCUAUGUCAGAGAAUUUUGAUGAACAUUUUUACAAAGAUCCAUUUUUACCGUUUCUAUUGUAGUUGUCAGCUCUCUUUAUUCAUGUGUGGAAACAAUACUUUGACUUGUACUUUCUAAAUGAGAGAAUUAUUUCCGGGAAAAAAAGCAAGCUAUUAAGAAACCAUAUGCUAUGGUUUACAGGUGGGCAGGCUAGAAGGAGGGCUCUUUGCAUUCAAGCCCGACUGCAAAGUCAGCUGCAAAGUUCACUCUUAUUCUGUCACCUCCUGACAAAUGUGCAAAUGCCUUGAUAGCAAACGCCCAAGCAAUCUCUCUUGCAUUUCAGGAUAUUAUUUUUUUUCCUUUGGAGAGCACCUGCUAUUAAGUUGUCAGUAAGAGUAACACUAUUUGUCUUGGAUUGUAUUUAGUAUUUUCACAAACCAACCUGUAGCUUCUAGACUUUGCCUUUCCAUGAUAUUUGCAGGCUAAGCACCCAUUUGUUUAAGAAAAGAGGGGUGGAGCGAAGGAAGAAAUGUGCUGACCUGGAGCUAACCCUGUGUGUUGUCAGUGUUCUGCAUAUUGAAAAAGAGCUUCAUUUAUAAACCAGGUUCCCAACCUGAACUGAUUUUUUUUUGAAUGACCUCUGUAUUGUAUUAUUAAUUACCAGAGAAUGUAUUUGAGAAUCACAGCAUAUUUCAAUUGUGAAGCAUGAGCUUUUAUUUUCAAACGUAGCCGGUAGAGUAUCGGGGCAUAUUAUCGCAUGUCAUUAAUUCUGGUAGCUUUGUUUUCAAAAGAAAUAAAGUUACUCUUUUGCAAAAAAUUA